Messenger RNA from Grosmannia clavigera kw1407, 5145 nucleotides. Its product is annotated as Rho guanyl nucleotide exchange. Gene Ontology annotation, molecular function: guanyl-nucleotide exchange factor activity. The record is from RefSeq and is a predicted model, not a curated record. The coding region runs from base 1 to 5145 and encodes 1714 amino acids. NCBI's taxonomy places the organism in Eukaryota, Fungi, Ascomycota, Sordariomycetes, Ophiostomatales, Ophiostomataceae. The transcript is spliced from 2 exons.
AUGGUGCGAGUCACCGAGGAGCUGGCCGUCUCCCCCGAGGCGGUCACACUCUACUACGCCACGGAUCCUCUGCUCGGCCAUCUGCCCAUCCUCGCCUUUCACGGGCCCUCGACGACAGCCAACUUCACGCACAACAGCUCCCGCAUCCAGGUCCACAUCUACUCACCAGCUGGCUUCCAGUCCUUCCCGCGCCUGACCAUCUCUCCCAACUCCCCCUUCUAUGGCGCCGUCUCCUUUUUGCCGCGCGAGUUCAAGGGCGACGAGGUCUGCCGUGGCCUCGCCUUUGCGCUCUUCAAGUACUUUAGCGAACUGUCCGACUCGGUCAAGACCUACCUUCGCAACCAAUAUCCCACCACACGUGGCCGCCGUCCGGGCUCUGCCCCGGCGCUCUUUGGCGAGCAACAUGCCGCCGACUUGGCCAAGGCCAUGGCCCUCGUCGACAGCAACACGCCCGACCUGCUGCACACGCUGCAAUGCGCCUUGCAGGCCCAACAUGUCACCAACCUCGAUCUUGAUCUCGUCCUCCCCCCCGGUGCCGUGACGCCCCUGAAGGCGGAGGACCUGGAGACCUCGCCCGAAGAUGAGGACGAUAUCAUCCUCGACCCCACCCUGCGGCAGUACGACCCCGCCUACAUGCCGCUGGUCAAGCUGUUUGGCGACCCGGUCUUCCUGCCGACAUCGAAGCUUCGGCGUGCCCCUUCGCGGCCCAGCUCGCUCAACCACCGCAGCAAGGUCUUCACCAAGGACCAGAAGGUCGAGCUGCGCAUGAAGAUGGGCGAGCUCGUCGACACCGAGGAGCGCUAUGUGCUCAAGCUUAACGAGCUUGUCAAGCACGUCGCCGACGAUUUUCGUCAAAAGGCCGGCGACAGCACGGCCACCCGCGACAGCCCUACGGUCGACGAGCUCGAUCGCCUGUUCCCCCGCUCGGCCGACCGCAUCCUGCAGAUGAACACAGCUUUCAUGCAGGAGCUGCGCCGCGUCAUGGACGACACGGAAGAAGACGCCGUGCGCGAUCUGGAACUGCCGUACAACUUCGGAUCGUCCUCUUCGCGCCACCGUAUGGCUGGUGGCAACGGCAUCAACGGCGGUGCCGGUGCUGGUUCAGUCCGUGUCAAGGAUCCUAGUGGCGCCCUUAACAUGGCCAAGACCUUUCUGGAGUGGUUUCCAAAGUUCACCGACUGCUACCAGGAAUACAUCCGGGCGAGCCAGAAUUUCCCGCAACUGCUCAACGGCUUUCUGGAUCACCAGUCGGGCUUUCGCGACCACGUUUUGCAGACGAUCGGCGAGCAGUCGCUGCGUUCAAUUCUGAUCGAACCCGUGCAGCGCCUGCCACGCUACAGUCUCUUCAUCGACCAGAUCGUCGGCUGUCUGCCCAUCAACCAUCCAGCUCUACAGCUGAUGCUCAAGGCACGCGACAUCAUUACCAAUAUCUGCUCCAUGGACGACCCCCUCGAUGAGAAGCCGCAGGUCACCAAUCGGUUGCGCAAUAUGGUCGAAUCCUGGCCGGCCGACCUGGAGCCCAGAGGACGUCUAGUGCUAGCUGCCGACUUUGUUGAGCUUGUGGCACCUUACGAUGCCGACGCCUAUAGCGUUGGAGCCCAGGACCGUGCCGGUCUCUUUCUCCUCUUCAGUGACUGUCUCAUCCUCGUCAAGAAGAAGCCUGGCUCCGCGGCGACGGGCCGCGAUCUUCUUCGCGAGAUCGAUAAGCCCUCGCCAGCCGGCUUGCUGGCGUCCAUGACCAAUGCUGCCGGCGGCCCCGGCACGUACGAUGUGAUCUUUAACGGCUGGCACCAGCUGGCCGACGUGCGCUUCACCGAAUCGGCCGACGGCCGGCUGGUGUGGAUGACGUCAACACAGGAGAUGAAGGGCGGCCAGGCUGGUGGAUUCACCUCCAGCAAGACGAUCACGUCGCGCUGUUUUGCCCUGCAGGAAUCCUUUGAGGGAAAGGCCGCGCGAUGGAGCGAGGACGUGGUGAAGGCGCGUAUCGAAGGCCGUUUUUCCGAGGCCGAGCGGGAGAACCCGACCUGGACCUUGCGGUCUGCACGCCUGAUUGAGAGCAACAACAUGGGCUUCCAUGCGGCCGUCUUCCAGGAAGGGGCCGAUCAGCUCAUCGAGGGCAGGCGAGAGCCGGCUCCUGUGCGUGUUGUAUUUGACAACCACAGGGGCACUAAGGGUGCCCCCAUCGGGCACUAUGGCGUCGAGAUCGUCGUGGAGGUGCGCAUUGAUAGCGGCAGAGGCAGCAUCGGCAGCAUUGGCCGGGGUAACUAUAAUGACUCUCGGCGCCUGGUCAUGAACGCACUGGGGCUCAACGGCAAGCGGUACACAGAUGACAUUGCCAUUGAGGACUUCCUGCCGACCCUCUCGAGGAGGAUUAUCCAACUCACGAGUGCCCAAUUCAACACGGCCAACCCCAAGUUGGUGCCAGCGCUAGUGUCUUAUAAUACCAAGACGCUGCGUUCUUUGAAUUUUAGUGUGCGUAUCGAAAAGACAAAGUCGUUCCUUGCCUCAGGACCCGGAAAGCUGUUGUCGAGCUUCUUGGGUGGAGGCACCAACAACUCUCCGAUUGGAAACAACAGUUCUGCGCAUUCCAGCUCGUCGGAUGUGGGACAUGGUUCCAUCAGAGGGACACGAUCACAGCCUGGGAGUCUGUCACAUUCGGCCAGCAACAGCCGCCAUCAACAACAGGAUAGCACCUCGCUGAAUAGCUCCCUACGAGAUCGUGACGGGGGGCGACCUACGCCAGACAUAACUCGGCCGGAGAACCCCCUUGUUCGGCUCGAACAGACAUUUACCGGCUACGUGGCAGCGAUCCAGGCACGGAAAGGCCAGUUUGUUGGCCGCUUGUUGCUGAGCCGGGCAUCCAGCACGGCGGACGAGCUGUCGGUCAACCUCUUGUACAACAAGCUGAAUGAGAGUCCAUUUGAUUGGGAGUCAUCGUUCGACCUGCCGCCCGACGUUGUGUUUGCAGCGUUUGAAAAAUUCUCUCGCAUCGCGUGGCGCGAUCAGAUGGGUACCAUUAUGACUAUCCAGUUGCUGGACGCGCUGCAGGAGCGUGCGGCUCGGAAAGUGCCCGGCGACUUUGCCGACUUUGUCAAGUACCUGUUUUCCGACAUGGCACCGCAAAACCGACGGGCGUUCACGGCUCUGAUCAAGCUCCUAGCCGAUCUGCUCGACGGUUGCGACGAUGACGGAGACCGAGGCGCGCUGACCCUGGCCUUUGCCGAGUUGCUGGUUGCGGACAAUGGGGAGCCACACAACUACAUCAACCUGCUGGACCUGUUGGUAGAGGACUGUGACCGGAUCUUUGAGGACAACUCCUUCGGGACGAGCCUGCAGAUGCGGACUGCAUAUGAGUCGUUCAACUCGACAGCUCGGAGCCAGAGGUCAGCAACCGGUUCGGUCACGUCCAACACAUCAUCACUCCGCCGUAAGUUUGGGCUCGAGUCACUCCUCUAUCGUCAGAAUAGCAACAACAACAGAGGUGGCAGCGCUGCCCUGGAGGCCAUAGUGAGCGGCGUCGGCAGCAGCAACGCGGAACCGGAGCGGCCUUCGAUGUGGCGCAACCUGAGCAAACACAGGAACCCGGCUACGGGCGACAAUCUUCCGGGGACCAGGACACUCGUGUCAUCGCGAGUUAACCGAUCCCAGUCCAUCGACAUGGGCAACCAGUCGCCGAUGGGCAGCAGAUCGAUGAGACGGCCGGCGUCGCGAGAUCGGCCUCCCAUAGCCGGCGCCUUUGACGAGAUGCGGCCGUCGAGCUCACACCGGCCGACUAGCUCACAGCAGCUCGAGACGAUUGGCGAGCCGGACGUCGAGCCGGUGACGCCGGUGACGCCGGUGAUGAUAAUACCCGAGAGAUCGUUGAGACGGAAGCGGCGCAGCUCGCUGUCCGAUCUCAAAAGUCUGAUGGCAGCGGCCAGCCUGGAGGAAGACGCGAUGGCGUCGGCGCCGCUCAUGGCCACGAACGGCCUCGAAGACAGUCCUCUGGCACCAGCGCCGCUGAUGACUCCGGGUGGCCUCGAAGAGAGUCUCUUGCCUCCGGCACCGCUGCGGACGAGCAAGACGACAUCGGAAAAGUCCAACUCGGGCCCACCGCCCCAGACACCUUCUCCGCAUAAGAUCACGACCAGCCCAGAGUCGCAGAAUUGUAAGCCAUUGCAGCCGUCGCCAGAGCAGCAGCAGCAGCAGCAGCAGCAGCAACAGCAACGACCGGCCCUUCAACGGCACCAGCGACAACAGAGCCAGCCCUCCGUUGCGUAUCAGCCGUCUCCACGGCAGAAAGAGAACGGAGUGGAAACGCCGACAUACAGAACGGCGCGUGUUCGCUCUCCGUCUUCCUUUGUUGCGCUCUCCGACCUGAACAUGCAGGGCCACGGCCACAGCAAGACACUUUCUGGGUCCAGCUCGUACAUCCCGACAUUGAGGGCUCCCCGUGGAGCAGGCGUGCUGUCUCCAGGCGGCGAUUCACCAGCGUCUUCGCUGCGGUCACCAUAUCUGCCGCCUCCGAGUCCGAGCAAGUUUUCGUCGGGAUCGACUUCGCCAACGCGAACGAAUUCGGCCCCAGGCCAGAAGCUGCGACUGCAGUCACCACAGAAGCUUCGGGAGCGGCUGCAAACAGAGAAGGAGGCAGUAGGUGAGGCAGAUGCGUCGCUCAAGACAGAGCUGUCACGGAUCGCAGCGGAUAUGGCCCGUGUGAACAGUGGCGGUGCAGUGAGCCCACUGGGACUUGCGUCGGAAGGUACACCGUCUCGAACAGGUGUUGGCACGGAUCUGCGGCGGCUGGAGAGCAGCCUCAAGGCACUGGAGGAGCAUGUGUCGCAGGUGACGCAGUCGCUGGCCGACAAGCAGGAGGCGCUACAGCUGGACAUGGACAACUCGGUCAGGGUAGCGGAGGCCAAGGUCCGGGCCAUCGACCAGCUGUACAAGGAGGCGACGGCGGAGAACGAGCUGCUGUACGAGAAGUUCAACACGGAGCUGGGCAAGAUUGUCAAGGCGCUCAAGGGCAAGGGCCGCGACGACAAGGAAGAGCUGGUGACGCGGCUGAAGGAGCAGAGCGAAGAGACGGCGCGGCUGAAGAAGGAGAAUGCACGGAUGCGGCGGGAAGCGGUCAGUCUGCGGACGUUGCUCAAGGCAGGAAACAGCUGA